AUGCUCGCAUCACUCUCCAUCUCCACACUGCUGCUUUUGGCUAGCGCUGCCGCCGCCCAGGACAUCGUCGCGACCUCGCCUUUCGUCAGUCCCACGCCUACGGGCGAGGAAGCCUUCACUAUCCAGACGUCAACACCCGCAGCGACGCCGGUGGAUCCUUGGCUGUGCUAUCAAGCAUGCUUGCAGGAACCGUGCCCGUCAUGUCCGUCUGGUAGCAUGAUGAGCAUCCUGCCAGUCUCGUCAGAGUCUGUCGUCACUGCCAUCGACCCCUCUCUCUCUACCGUGACGGGUAUCAUGUCAAUUCCACCUCUCAAGACAGGAACUGUUGUCGUCUCCAUCAUCACCGACCCAUCUCUUUCAACCGUGACGGGCAACAUGACGAUUCCUCCUCUAGAGACGCCCGAGUCUUCUGAUGGUCUCAUGUCGAUUCCCGCCGGCGAGACGCCAAUUUCGACAGAUUCGCCCACGACUGCGAGCAGUGUCUCGGCAACAAGGUCUGCACCGGCUCAGGUGACGACGAAUGCCGCUGUGUUCAUGACAAAGGACCUUGGUAUUCCGUGCAUGGUUGCAGUUGCAGGUGCUCUCGCGCUUCUGUAGAUGGAGCUUGUCUGUGUAGCAUGUGUGUGUAUGGCAGGUUCACAUGCUUCCUCCAUGAUGAGGUUCGGCCAAGUCGGGACUACUCCGGUGGCCAACUCUAUUCCGCCACACCACACUCACUGAAAGUGAUAUGUCAUAAGUUCAACAGAUAGUUAGAGUAAAAUCAAACAAUAUUCAUCAACUCA
Messenger RNA from Pyrenophora tritici-repentis Pt-1C-BFP, 782 nucleotides. Its product is annotated as Herpes-BLLF1 domain containing protein. NCBI's taxonomy places the organism in Eukaryota, Fungi, Ascomycota, Dothideomycetes, Pleosporales, Pleosporaceae. The record is from RefSeq and is a predicted model, not a curated record.